Humulus lupulus (European hop) is the source of this 1808-nucleotide messenger RNA. Its product is annotated as elongation factor Tu, mitochondrial. The transcript is spliced from 12 exons. Gene Ontology annotation, molecular function: translation elongation factor activity; GTPase activity; GTP binding. The record is from RefSeq and is a predicted model, not a curated record. Gene Ontology annotation, cellular component: mitochondrion. Gene Ontology annotation, biological process: mitochondrial translational elongation. NCBI's taxonomy places the organism in Eukaryota, Viridiplantae, Streptophyta, Magnoliopsida, Rosales, Cannabaceae. The coding region runs from base 104 to 1456 and encodes 450 amino acids.
CAAUAAGCCCUAAACCCCUAACCAUCCAACUUCUCAGUCUCACAUCCGCCACUCUGCGCGCGUACCUUCACUCAUUUCCAUUUGGUUCAGGGUGGUUUCGACAAUGGCUUCGGUCGCUCUCCGAAACCCUAACACCAAGCGCCUUCUCCCAUUUUCAUCUCAAAUAUACUCCUACUGUAGGGGAUCGGCUCAGACCGGUCUCUCUGUGUCCGAGUCGAUCUCUGGAAAUGACAAAUCUUACUCUCCGAUGCCCUGGUGGAGAUCCAUGGCCACCUUCACCAGAACAAAACCUCAUGUGAAUGUUGGAACAAUUGGACACGUCGAUCACGGAAAGACUACACUAACUGCCGCAAUUACAAAGGUACUGUCAGAAGAAGGCAAAGCCAAGGCUAUUGCUUUCGAUGAAAUUGACAAGGCUCCUGAGGAGAAAAAGAGAGGAAUUACGAUUGCAACGGCCCAUGUGGAGUAUGAGACUUCUAAGCGACAUUAUGCUCAUGUUGACUGCCCUGGACACGCUGACUAUGUCAAGAAUAUGAUUACUGGAGCAGCCCAGAUGGAUGGAGGUAUUCUAGUUGUAUCUGCCCCUGAUGGACCCAUGCCCCAGACUAAGGAGCAUAUUUUGCUUGCCCGACAGGUUGGCGUGCCAUCACUUGUGUGCUUUUUGAAUAAAGUUGACGCUGUUGAUGAUCCAGAAUUGUUGGAGCUAGUUGAAAUGGAGCUGCGUGAGCUUUUGAGCUUCUACAAGUUUCCUGGGGAUGAGAUUCCUAUUAUUCAGGGUUCGGCUUUGUCGGCCUUACAAGGUACAAAUGAAGAGAUUGGGAAGAAAGCCAUUCUAAAAUUGAUGGACGCUGUUGAUGAAUACAUUCCUGAUCCUGUCCGCCAACUGGAUAAACCUUUCUUAAUGCCAAUUGAAGAUGUUUUCUCAAUUCAGGGACGUGGAACUGUGGCAACUGGGCGUGUUGAACAAGGAGUAAUUAAAGUCGGUGAGGAAGUUGAGAUUCUGGGGUUAAGGCAGGGUGCUCCUUUGAAAACUGUGGUUACUGGUGUUGAGAUGUUCAAGAAAAUCUUGGAUCAAGGACAGGCUGGUGACAAUGUGGGUCUUCUUCUUCGAGGUCUAAAACGAGAAGAUGUGCAGCGAGGACAGGUAAUUGCCAAGCCAGGGUCUUUGAAAACAUCCAGGAGGUUUGAAGCAGAGAUAUAUGUCCUCACAAAGGAUGAAGGUGGACGUCAUACUGCCUUUUUUUCAAACUAUAAGCCUCAGUUUUAUAUGAGGACCGCAGAUAUCACUGGAAAAGUAGAAUUGCCUGAAAAUGUUAAGAUGGUUAUGCCUGGUGAUAAUGUGACAGCCGUUUUUGAGCUGAUUCAACCUGUUCCUCUUGAAGGAGGACAAAGAUUUGCAUUGCGAGAGGGAGGUAGAACAGUUGGUGCAGGAGUAGUAUCAAAAGUACUGAGCUAAGAAUUUUGAUGUGCCCGAUCCUUUUAUAUUGUUUGUAUUUUCAUUAGCAAAAAGGGGUUGAUGAACAAAAUGGAAUAUUCAGUUGGACAACAUGCCAUGUGGUAAUUGCUUAUAUAGUCCACAUUUGAUGCGGUUGUUAGUUCUAGGCAUUAUCAAAAGAGGAUGUUUGAUGUUACAAAUUCGAGUAAAUUGAAGGAACGAGGAAUCUUCAGGCAUGGUUUUGACCAUUUUGCAUCUGAUUUUCUUUUUGGUUAUUUUUGUCAUAAAUAAUUUUCCGGUACUUGACCAGUGUUGUACCUGCUUGUGGCAUGGGAUCUGAAUUCAAUUUAAGAUUCAAAUAAUGUUUUUUUUA